CCCAAGCUUUGUUAUCAAAUGGCCAAAUAUUAUAUUUUCCUAGUGAACCUUCUUCAACUUUAUAUACAUCGAAUGAUACAACAAUGACCAGCAUAUUAUCAUAUAAUAUUAUUGCUAAUUCAUGGAAACUUAUUAACACGACAGGUCAAGUACCUAGUAUACGUAGUGAUUACACAGCUGUUUCAAUAGUCUUAAAUACUUCGAAUUAUGCGUGGUCAACACCAUCGGAAGUAAACCCUGUUGGGCCAUUAACUUCACAUACAGCAACUAUGGUUAACAAUUAUAUGAUUGCAUCAUUUGGUAUAAAUGUGACAGAAAGAAAUUUUGAUAAACAAAAUAAUAAAAACGUUUAUAAAUUGGAUAUUUCGGAUCCAUUGACUUAUAAAUGGUCAUUAUUAUCCUAUUAUAAUGAUAGUUUGACUGUGUCAAUACCUAGUUUAAUACCAUUGCCGACACCGGGAAUAACUAACGACGCUAAAUCGACAUUUAAUAGUUCGUCGGAUAAUUCAUCUUCGAAUAAUUUGCCUAUUAUAAUUGGCAUUACCGCAGGAAUAUUAUUAAUUGUUAUUUUAUCUUUCGGUGGGUUUUUAUUGUAUAAGAGAAAUAGAGCAAAAACAAAAUAUAUUCCGACUCCUGGUAGCAAUCAAUUAUUGGAUCUUUAA
Dentiscutata heterogama is the source of this 662-nucleotide messenger RNA. NCBI's taxonomy places the organism in Eukaryota, Fungi, Glomeromycota, Glomeromycetes, Diversisporales, Gigasporaceae. The record is from the annotation of a GenBank genome assembly.